AUGAAUAUGAAUAUAAUAGUAUCGAAAAUUUCUUUACAGCUCUUUUUUGCGUUUUUGCUUAUUGGAUUAACUUAUGGGCUACCCCAAUACAGCUACAACCAAGGCCGUUCCGUGCCAGGAACUGAAUUCAGCGGACUAGCCAACGGGCAAGGUAGCCAAGGCACGGGACCGGCCGUUUAUCAAGGAUUUGGGAAUGGACAAGACUACAAUCACCGUAAGGGAUACCAAGAGAUGGGAUAUUAA
This is a messenger RNA of Pieris macdunnoughi, 243 nucleotides long. The record is from the annotation of a GenBank genome assembly. NCBI's taxonomy places the organism in Eukaryota, Metazoa, Arthropoda, Insecta, Lepidoptera, Pieridae.